AUGUCCGGACAUCCGCAGGGAGGCCACUACGAUGAUGGCUACGGCCACCAGGGCCAGGCUCAGCCGCAAGGCCAGGACUCGUAUUAUCACGACGACCAGCAAUACGGCCAGUAUCACGACGAUGUUCGUGGCCAGCAGGGUCACUACCAGCAGAACGGCAACGACGCCUAUUAUGACGAACAAGCCUACUAUGACGGCCAGCAGGGCGCCAACCACCAGCAGAACGGCGGAUACUAUGACGACCACCACGGCCAGCAACAGGGCUACCAAGAUGAAUACUACAAUGACCAGUACUACGACCAGGGUGGCGCACAGGACGGAUACGCACACAACGCUCAGAGUGGCCAGCCCAGACGCCGCCAGCAUGACUCCGAAGAAGACUCCGAGACCUUUAGCGACUUCACAAUGAGGUCCGACAUGGCUCGUGCCACCGACAUGGAUUACUACGGCCGUGGCGACGAAAGGUACAACAGCUACAACGGCGACGGCCAACGCGGUUACCGCCCUCCUUCGUCGCAGGUCUCGUACGGUGGCAAUCGCUCCUCUGGUGCAUCGACACCCAUCUACGGUAUGGACUACUCGAACGCUCUUCCUGCCGGUCAGCGUUCACGCGAGCCCUACCCAGCCUGGACAACCGAGGCACAGAUUCCUUGCACCAAGGAGGAAAUCGAGGAUAUCUUCAUGGAUCUUACUGCCAAGUUCGGUUUCCAGCGUGACAGCAUGAGGAAUAUGUAUGACCACUUCAUGACUCUGCUCGACUCGCGUGCUUCCCGCAUGUCACCGAACCAGGCUCUUCUGUCCCUGCACGCCGACUACAUCGGUGGAGAGAACGCCAACUACCGCAGAUGGUACUUUGCCGCUCAUCUUGAUCUCGAUGAUGCCGUCGGUUUCGCCAACAUGAACCUUGGAAAGGCCAACCGUAGGACGCGUAAGGCCCGCAAGGCGGCGAAGAAGAAGGCUGGCGAGAAUCCUGGCAACGAGGCGGAGACCCUCGAGGCGUACGAGGGUGACAACAGUCUCGAGGCUGCUGAGUACCGCUGGAAGACAAGAAUGAACCGUAUGUCGCAGCACGACCGCGUUCGCCAGGUUGCUCUCUACCUUCUCUGCUGGGGUGAGGCCAACCAGGUUCGUUUCAUGCCUGAGUUGCUCUGCUUCAUCUUCAAGUGCGCAGACGACUACCUCAACUCGCCAGCUGGACAGGCUCAGACGGAGCCUAUUGCGGAGUUCACAUAUCUGAACGACAUCAUCACGCCGCUGUACCAGUACUGCCGUGACCAGGGUUACGAGAUCUCGGAGGGCAAGUACAUCCGCCGUGAGCGCGACCACUCUUCCAUCAUUGGAUACGAUGAUAUGAAUCAACUCUUCUGGUACCCAGAGGGUCUCGAACGCAUUGUCUUCGAGGACAAGUCUCGCAUGGUCGAUCUUCCCCCGGCUGAUCGCUUUGCGAAGCUGAAGGAUGUGGUAUGGAAGAAGGUCUUCUUCAAGACAUAUUACGAGCGACGUUCGUGGUUCCACAUGCUGGUUAACUUCAACCGUAUCUGGGUCAUCCACUUGUCAGCCUUCUGGUUCUACACUGUCUUCAACUCUCAGCCCGUCUACACCAAGAACUACCAGCAACAGUUGGACAACCGACCGAAGAAGGCCGCUACUAUGUCUGCUGUUGCGCUUGGUGGAGCGAUCGCUUCAUUGAUACAGAUUCUCGCUACCUGCGUUGAAUGGGCUUACGUUCCUCGCCGAUGGGCUGGUGCUCAGCACUUGACCAAGCGUCUUAUGUUCCUCCUCGUGGUAUUUGCAGUCAACGUUGGACCCAGUGUCUACAUCUUCGCUAUUAACCAGGAAGGCACCAUUGCUAACAUCCUGGGCGGCGUCCAGCUGACCAUCGCUUUCAUCACCUACAUCUUCUUCUCGAUCAUGCCGCUCGGUGGUCUCUUUGGCAGCUACCUUACUCGCAACUCACGCAAGUAUGUCGCCAGCCAGACUUUCACUGCGAGCUACCCACGUCUCAAGGGCAACGACAUGUGGAUGUCCUAUGGUCUCUGGGUUCUGGUCUUCGCUGCUAAGCUCGCUGAGUCUUACUUCUUCUUGACUCUGUCGAUCAAGGAUCCUAUUCGUAUCCUGUCGCACAUGAAGAAGCCUGACUGCCUGGGUGAUGCCAUCUUCGGCGACAUCCUUUGCAAGUACCAGCCUAGGAUCCUGCUCGGCCUCAUGUACUUCAUGGAUCUGGUCCUCUUCUUCCUGGAUUCUUACUUGUGGUACAUCAUCGCCAACAUGUUGUUCUCCGUCUCUCGCUCCUUCUACCUCGGUGUGUCCAUCUGGACCCCAUGGAGGAACAUUUUCUCUCGUCUUCCGAAGCGUAUCUACUCGAAGAUUCUCGCAACCACGGACAUGGAGAUCAAGUACAAGCCUAAGGUCCUCAUCUCCCAGAUUUGGAACGCCGUGGUUAUUUCGAUGUACCGUGAGCAUCUUCUUGCUAUCGAUCACGUCCAGAAGCUUUUGUACCACCAGGUUCCUUCUGAGCAGGAGGGCAAGCGCACUCUCCGUGCUCCUACCUUCUUCGUUUCUCAGGAAGACCAUUCAUUCAAGACCGAGUUCUUCCCGGCUCAGAGUGAGGCCGAGCGACGUAUUUCUUUCUUCGCCCAGUCUCUGUCCACACCUAUUCCGGAGCCCCUGCCCGUCGACAAUAUGCCCACUUUCACUGUCAUGAUCCCUCACUACGGAGAGAAGAUUCUUCUCUCGCUCCGUGAGAUUAUCCGCGAAGACGAGCCCUACUCCCGCGUCACACUUCUUGAGUACCUCAAGCAGCUCCACCCUCACGAGUGGGACUGCUUCGUCAAGGACACCAAGAUUCUCGCCGAUGAGACUUCGCAGUUCAACGGAGACGACGAGAAGAACGAGAAGGAUACCGCUAAGAGCAAGAUCGACGAUCUCCCCUUCUACUGCAUUGGUUUUAAGUCUGCCGCUCCCGAGUAUACACUCCGAACACGUAUCUGGGCCUCGCUCCGUUCUCAGACUUUGUACCGCACCAUCUCUGGUUUCAUGAACUACAGCCGUGCGAUCAAGCUUCUUUACCGCGUUGAAAACCCUGAGGUCGUGCAGAUGUUUGGUGGUAACUCUGACAAGCUGGAGCGUGAGCUCGAGCGCAUGGCCAGGCGCAAGUACAAGAUCUGUGUCUCAAUGCAGCGGUACGCCAAGUUCUCUAAGGAAGAAAUGGAGAACACCGAAUUCUUGCUCCGCGCCUACCCCGACCUUCAGAUUGCCUACCUGGACGAGGAGCCGCCUGUCAACGAGGGUGACGAGCCCCGCAUCUACUCUGCUCUGAUUGACGGCCACUCCGAGAUUAUGGACAAUGGCCUCCGCCGCCCCAAAUUCCGUGUCCAGCUUUCCGGUAACCCCAUUCUUGGAGAUGGCAAGUCUGACAACCAGAACCACGCCAUUAUCUUCUACCGUGGAGAGUACAUCCAGCUCAUCGAUGCCAAUCAGGACAACUACCUCGAGGAGUGCUUGAAGAUCCGCAGCGUUCUUGCUGAGUUCGAAGAGAUGACUACCGACAACGUUUCGCCCUACACACCCGGUCUUCCCACCACCAAGUUCAACCCUGUUGCUAUUCUCGGAGCCCGUGAAUAUAUUUUCUCCGAGAACAUCGGUAUUCUCGGCGACAUUGCUGCCGGAAAGGAACAAACGUUCGGUACCAUGUUUGCUCGAACCCUGGCUCAGAUUGGUGGUAAGCUCCACUACGGUCAUCCUGAUUUCCUCAAUGGUAUCUUCAUGACAACUCGUGGCGGUGUUUCCAAGGCUCAGAAGGGUCUCCAUCUCAACGAGGAUAUCUACGCUGGUAUGAACGCUCUCCUCCGCGGUGGUCGCAUAAAGCACUGCGAGUACUACCAGUGUGGUAAGGGUCGCGAUUUGGGUUUCGGAUCGGUUCUCAACUUCACCACCAAGAUCGGUACUGGAAUGGGUGAGCAGAUGCUGUCUCGCGAGUACUACUACAUGGGUACUCAGCUCCCUCUCGACCGUUUCUUGUCCUUCUACUACGCCCAUCCUGGUUUCCACAUCAACAACAUGUUCAUUAUGUUGUCGGUGCAGUGCUUCAUGUUCGUUCUCCUCCAUCUGGGCGCCCUUAACCACGAGACCAUCCUCUGCCAGUUCAACAAGGACACCCCGAUUACCGACCCACAGUGGCCUAAUGGCUGUGCCAACUUGGAACCCGUCUUUGACUGGGUUGCUCGUUGUAUCAUGUCCAUCUUUAUCGUCUUCUUCAUCGCCUUCGUACCUCUAGUUGUUCAGGAGCUUACUGAGCGUGGUUUCUGGCGCGCUGCUACGCGUCUGGCCAAGCACUUCUCGUCUGGAUCACCUUUCUUCGAGGUUUUCGUCACCCAGAUCUACGCCAACUCGCUCCAGACCAACUUGUCCUUCGGCGGAGCUCGUUACAUUGGUACUGGUCGUGGUUUCGCCACUGCUCGCAUUCCUUUCGGUAUCCUUUACUCUCGUUUCGCUGGACCUUCCAUCUACUUGGGCGCUCGUGCCUUGAUGAUGUUGAUCUUUGCGACAAUCACCGUCUGGGGUCCAUGGCUCAUCUACUUCUGGGCAUCCUUGUUGUCUCUCUGCCUUGCGCCGUUCUUAUUCAACCCCCACCAGUUCUCUUGGGACGACUUCUUCAUCGACUACAGGGAAUACCUCCGCUGGUUGUCUCGUGGCAACACUCGGUCUCACAGCGCCUCUUGGAUCGGUUACUGCCGUCUGUCCCGUACUCGUAUCACUGGUUACAAGCGCAAGGCUCUUGGAGACCCGUCUUCCAAGCUGUCUGGUGACGUUCCUCGCGCGGCUUUCUCCAACAUCUUCAUGGCUGAGGUUCUUGGCCCUCUAGUCUUGGUCGCUGUCACGGUCAUUCCUUACCUGUUCAUCAACGCCCAGACUGGUGUGCGCAACCGUAACACCGCGCUCGACUCCGCCACUCUCAGUGACGGACAAACCCCCAAGGCUGCCGGUGCUCUGGUCCGCGUCGCUCUUGUCGCCUUCGGUCCAAUCGCCGUCAAUGCGGGUGUCCUCGGUGGUCUUUUCGCCCUGGCUUGUUGCGCAGGUCCUCUUCUCGGCAUGUGCUGCAAGAAGUUUGGUGCCGUCCUUGCUGCUAUUGCCCACGCGAUCGCUGUCAUCAUGCUUCUGGUCUUCUUCGUCGUAAUGAUGUACUUGGAAGGGUUCAGCUUCCCUAGAGCUCUCGCUGGUAUGAUCGCUGUGGUCGCUAUCCAGCGUUUCAUAUUCAAGCUUAUCAUCACCCUUACCCUCACUCGUGAGUUCAAGGCUGAUACCUCCAACAUCGCUUGGUGGACUGGUAAAUGGUACACCAUGGGAUGGCACACACUGUCUCAACCCGGACGUGAGUUCCUUUGCAAGAUCACUGAGCUUGGCUUCUUCGCUGCCGAUUUUAUUCUGGGACACGUUCUCCUUUUCUUUAUGCUUCCGAUCCUGUUGAUCCCCUACGCCGACAAAUUCCACUCUGUCAUGCUGUUCUGGCUGCGACCCAGUCGUCAAAUCCGUCCUCCUAUCUACUCGCUCAAGCAGACCAAGCUCCGCAAGCGCAGAGUAGUUCGCUACGCCAUCCUCUACUUCGUCCUCCUGGUCGUCUUCCUUGCUCUUGUCGUCGGCCCCAUUGUUGCCGGCAAGCAGAUCAAGCUUGGCGUCACUCUGCCCUUGGAGCUCCUCCAGCCUACAGGGUACAGCAACAACGACACAUCGUCGUCGGUCACUGGCUCGUGUAUUCAAGCCAAUUGCCCGCCGUACCAAGGUGGUGAUGCUGAGGCCACUGGCGACUCGGCCUCGACGACUGACGCGUCGGCGCGUCGCUUCCGUCGCUACAUGGCUUAUUAA
Molecule: messenger RNA, 5862 nt
Organism: Didymella exigua CBS 183.55
Lineage: Eukaryota; Fungi; Ascomycota; Dothideomycetes; Pleosporales; Didymellaceae
Product: glycosyltransferase family 48 protein
Exons: 3
Coding region: 1-5862 (1953 amino acids)
Biological process (GO): (1->3)-beta-D-glucan biosynthetic process; fungal-type cell wall polysaccharide biosynthetic process
Cellular component (GO): plasma membrane; 1,3-beta-D-glucan synthase complex
Molecular function (GO): 1,3-beta-D-glucan synthase activity
Source: RefSeq, a predicted model, not a curated record